This is a messenger RNA of Funneliformis mosseae, 303 nucleotides long. The record is from the annotation of a GenBank genome assembly. Lineage: Eukaryota; Fungi; Glomeromycota; Glomeromycetes; Glomerales; Glomeraceae.
AUGACCUUUGAAUUUUUAUCUGAAUUUUCUCAAAACUUUUCUCAUUUGUUUGAUGAUGCAGAUGAUUAUAAUGUUAAAAUUAUAGUAGGAGAGAUUCCGUAUACAAAAGAAUUUCGAGCUCACUCUGUUAUCUUGAGAGCUCGAUCACCUUACUUUAAAAGAGCUCUCUCUCAGUAUUGGACUAUAGAGAAAAAUCGUAUGAUUGAAUUUAAAAAACCGAAUAUUUCUCCUACCGUCUUUGAAAUGAUUAUUAAGUAUAUUGAUAUUUUUUCUUAUAAUUUGAAAAGGCGCAUGAUGUAUUAG